Messenger RNA from Lycium barbarum (goji berry), 1244 nucleotides. Its product is annotated as probable caffeine synthase MTL3. The transcript has 3 exons. The record is from RefSeq and is a predicted model, not a curated record. Bases 1 to 717 code for a protein of 238 amino acids. NCBI's taxonomy places the organism in Eukaryota, Viridiplantae, Streptophyta, Magnoliopsida, Solanales, Solanaceae. Gene Ontology annotation, biological process: methylation. Gene Ontology annotation, molecular function: S-adenosylmethionine-dependent methyltransferase activity.
AUGCCUGGUUCAUUUCAUGGAAGGCUUUUUCCUCAAAAUACUAUUCAUUUGGUGCAUUCUUCUUACAGUCUACAUUGGCUAUCUCAGGUACCAAAAGGUUUGGUGGCUGAAUCUGAUUUGCCAUUGAACAAAGGCAACAUUUAUAUAGCAAAAACCAGUCCUCCGAGUGUUCAUGAAGCUUACUUGACUCAAUUCCAAAAGGAUUUUACUAAUUUUCUUAGUAUGCGUUCUCAAGAGAUUGUAGAUUGUGGGAGUUUAGUUCUUACUUUCAUAUGUAAAAAUGAUGAAGAAGAUGGAUGUGAUUUCUGGGAGUUGCUUGGGAUCACCAUGAAUGACAUGGUCAUUGAGGGGUUGAUUGCAGAAGACAAGCUAGCCAAAUUCAACCUUCCACUAUAUGCACCUUCAAUAAAAGAAAUAAAGCAAAUCAUAGGGAAGGGCGGCUCUUUCAAACUAUUGCAUCUUGAGACAUUUAAACUGAAGCGGGAUUCAAACAUGGCUGAGAAAGAAGAAGCAACAUUAUUUGACGAGAAGAGUAGGGCCGCAUACAUAGCUGGAAAUAUGAGAGCUGUUCAAGAACCCAUAUUAGUUGAACAUUUUGGAGAAGAAAUCAUGGAUGAAUUGUUUGAAAGAUAUGGGAAGAAAGCAAUAGAGUACAUGAAGAAUUAUGGGAAAGGCAUUAUUAAUAACGUCGUUAUUUCCCUCAGUAAAACGAACUAAGGAAUGGAGAACCUUUCAGUAAAAAGUGUUUUACCUCUUUAAAAAGUUCGAAGUGUAUUGUUUAAGCAUUCACUUUUUAUUUCCAGUAAACCAAUCGUCUAAAUUGAUGUUUUAUUUUUUGUGAGUACACAGUAAAAUCAAGAUAACUGUGGGGAUUGCACUUUUUUAAGGUUCCUCUUUGCCUAAACAUGUGUCUUUUUUUUUUUUUUUUUUUUUUGGAUAAACGGAAAUAUAUUAUUAAUACUAGAUCAUUACAUUAGGUGGACAGUGGACUUAUGGGAGCUCCAUCAGUACAAGUGAUUACACACAUAUUACCAAGACUAGCUAGACUAUUACACAUAGAUAAUCCUACUUUUCUACUAGUAGUGACGCCUAGUUUAUCGGCUUGUAAAAGAGGUAGUAAAGUACUAGGGGGUUCUGCUAAUAUAGUAGGUUGAGAUGCCAAAGCUUGAUCUGCUCCAUUCUUGCCAAAAAGUCAGCAACUUUGUUACCUUGCUGAAAGUUAUGCCGUACCACUAGAUUCUUCA